Messenger RNA from Melitaea cinxia (Glanville fritillary), 3455 nucleotides. Its product is annotated as protein VAC14 homolog. The record is from RefSeq and is a predicted model, not a curated record. Bases 94 to 2637 code for a protein of 847 amino acids. Gene Ontology annotation, biological process: phosphatidylinositol biosynthetic process; positive regulation of kinase activity. The transcript is spliced from 20 exons. Gene Ontology annotation, cellular component: PAS complex; endosome membrane. NCBI's taxonomy places the organism in Eukaryota, Metazoa, Arthropoda, Insecta, Lepidoptera, Nymphalidae.
UUGACAUUUGUUGGAGGAGGAGCCGAAAAUAUUACUUACUUUUGAAAGAAAAUAGUUCAUAAAUAAGCAAUAAAAUAUAUUAAUAUAAUAAAAAUGGCGGAAAGAGACUACGCGCCGCUAAGCGGGGCAUGUGUCCGGGGACUGUGCGAUAAAUUAUAUGAAAAAAGAAAAUUUGCUGGCGUUGAGAUAGAAAAGAUGGUUAAAGAUUUUAGUGACGCUAACAAUACUAAUCAAAUAAAGCGUCUUAUCCGCGUUCUUGGACAAGAUCUGAUGUCCUCUACUAACCCCAAUGUAAAGAAUGGAGCACUGAUGGGUCUGUCAUCAGUGGCAGUAGGUUUAGGAAAGGGCUCGGCGACGUACACCAGCGAGCUCACGCACCCGAUCGUGGCGUGCCUGGGCGAGAGCGAGGCGCGCGUGCGCUACGCGGCGGCCGAGGCGCUGUUCAACGUGCUGAAGAUCGCGCGCGAGGCGGCGCUGGCGCAGUUCCCGCUCGUGUUCGACGCGCUGGCGCGCCUGGCCGCCGACCCCGAGCCGCAGGUGCGCCAGGGCGCCGAGCUGCUCGACCGCCUCGUCAAGGACAUCGUGACGGAGAGCCCGGCGCUGGAGCUGGCGCGCGUGGUGCCGCUGGUGCGCGAGCGCAUGUACACGCGCAGCGCGGCGGCGCGCCAGUUCGCCGUGGCGUGGGUGUCGGCGCUGGACGCGGCGCCGGCGCUGGGCCUGCGCAAACACCUGCCCGACCUGCUGGACGGGCUCUUCACCGUGCUCGACGACCCCAACCCGGAGAUACGCCGCAUGUGUGACGUGCAACUGAACGAGUUCCUCCGCAGCAUAAAGAAGGAUCCUUCAGAGGUAGACUUUCAAGCAAUGAUCAACAUUCUCAUCACGCAUGCGCAGUCGACGGAGGAGCUAUUGCAGUUGACAGCCAUCACGUGGCUGAAGGAGUUCGCGGAGCUGAGCGGCGCCAGCGUGCUGCCGCACGCGUCCGGCGUGCUGCGCGCCGCGCUGCCGUGCCUCGCCUACACCGACGAGCCGCGCAAGAGUAUCCUUUGGCCUCAGAUCCGCGAGACGGCGGCCACGGUGAACCUCCAGCUCACGAAGCUGGUGUCGGAGGCGGGGGGCGGCGAGGGCCGCCUGCAGCUGGACGCCGCGGUGGACGUGCUCACGCAGCUGCUGCACCACAGCUCCGUGCACACCAAGGUGGCCGCGCUCGACUGGAUCCUGCACCUCUACAACAAGCUGCCGGCCGAGAUGUACGUCCGCACGGAGCGCGUGUUCGUGAGCGUGGUGGGCUGCCUCACGGACGGCGCGGACGACGUGGUGCGGCGCGCGCUGGCCGUGCUGGCCGAGAUCUGCUCGUGCGCGCCCGCCACCGCCGCCGCGACCGGUGACCUGGAAAACAGUCCCUACUACCACAAGUUCCUGAACGCGCUGCUGCGCCUGCUGGCGGCUGACGAGAACCUGCUGGAGGACCGCGGGGCCUUCAUUAUCAGGCAGCUGGUGGUGCUGGUGGGCGCGGAGGCAGUGUACCGCGGCGUGGCGGGCGCGGCGCGCGCGCGCGAGCCGCGGCUGGCGGCGCGCCUGGCCGACGUGCUGGCCACGCUGCUGCUCACGGCGCCCGAGCUGCACGCGCUGCGCCUGCGCCUGCGCGCCUUCGACGACGAGGCCGCCGUGUCGCUGUUCCGCACGCUGUACCUGUGCUGGGCGCACAGCCCGGUGGCGCUGCUGGCGCUGUGCCUGCUCACACACAACUACGCGCACUGCGCCGCGCUCAUCAGUACCUUCGGUGAUCUCGAAAUAACAGUCGAUUUUCUAACGGAAGUAGACAAAUUAGUACAAUUAAUUGAAUCUCCGGUUUUCGCAUACCUACGGCUGGAGCUGCUGGGCGGGCCGGGCAGCGCGGAGCUGCGAGCGGCGCUCUUCGGCCUGCUGAUGCUACUGCCGCAGAGCGAGGCCUUCCACAUGCUGCGGCGCCGCCUGCACUGCGCGCCGCACGUGCCGGCGCCCGCGCAGCUGGCCGACGGACAGAGCGAGGCCUUCCACAUGCUGCGGCGCCGCCUGCACUGCGCGCCGCACGUGCCGGCGCCCGCGCAGCAGGCCGACGGACAGAGCGAGGCCUUCCACAUGCUGCGGCGCCGCCUGCACUGCGCGCCGCACGUGCCGGCGCCCGCGCAGCAGGCCGACGGACAGAGCGAGGCCUUCCACAUGCUGCGGCGCCGCCUGCACUGCGCGCCGCACGUGCCGGCGCCCGCGCAGCAGGCCGACGGACAGAGCGAGGCCUUCCACAUGCUGCGGCGCCGCCUGCACUGCGCGCCGCACGUGCCGGCGCCCGCGCAGCAGGCCGACGGACAGAGCGAGGCCUUCCACAUGCUGCGGCGCCGCCUGCACUGCGCGCCGCACGUGCCGGCGCCCGCGCAGCAGGCCGACGGACAGAGCGAGGCCUUCCACAUGCUGCGGCGCCGCCUGCACUGCGCGCCGCACGUGCCGGCGCCCGCGCAGCAGGCCGACGGCGCGCGGCAGUGGGACAUCGACUUCGCGGCGCUGCUGGCGGAGUUCCGGCGCGUGCAGGCGCUGCACCGCGAGCACCGCCUGCUGGAGCGCCGCCUCAGCCGCUCGCGCCUGUUCGACCCGCGCUCCUAGCAGCGCGGUCCGUCUUGUACAUAGUCGUAACGUUAUUAUGUCGGUCGGUUUCUCAUAAAUCAGUUUUCGGUACAUUAAUUUGCGGUUGUGACUGUAACUAAACAUAUUAACCCCUUGACAUUGAGUUGCAUGAAAUUGAACCAAAACUAGGGCCGAAACGAGUAUGAAAUGUGGUCGACGUUGUAUGUGAAGCAGCUAUUAAGCUAAAAAUGCUGAUAAUUGAGGAGCAACUUAAUUGUUUCCUUGUAAACACAUCUUUAGUCUAACGUUAAGAACAUGGCCGCUCUUCGAAAUUGCAAAUUAUAAAUAAAACAAAAAUUAAAAAUCAAAAUAUAAAUUUAUCCGCCAAUUUUUUUUUUUUUUUUAAUCAACGCAGUGUUUUAUUUUGCAAUGGCAUUGUCCAAACAUUUUGAAUUAAUAAUACUAGCAUAUUUAUUUUAUUUAUUUUAUUAAAUUGUUUAUGUAUGUCACUAAUUAAAAAUUAAGUACUAUUUAAAUAGUAUAUUUUUUUUAAUAUUCAAAUCCAUUCCCAAGAUGGAGUUAUGAUUAAGAAUUAACGUAUAAUUUAUUUAUAAUUUAAUUUAUUUUUGUCAUCAACUCCCAAUUGUACUCAACUCGGAGUAAUACUCAAGAGCACAAAUCAAAGGCUUUUUUAAUUUGAGCAUUCGCAUUAGGACAAUUAUGAAAAAUAAUUACUUUGAAAUCCCUUUACAGUAAAAUAGUGGAUUUAGUCUUAUCAAAAAUGAAUUGUUUGCACUAGUGUAUUAAAUACUUGUAAAGCCUAAACAAAAUUACAUUAAAAAUAUAUUGUAUGUACA